AAUGGUCCUUGCUUUCAGACAUUUAUCACAAGUGAAAGAGAGUGGCUUGUCGGAAAUUUGAAUGUGUCAACAAAAUAUUAUAUUCGUGUUCUAGCAAGUACUAAAGUUGGUAAUGGAAACUUCAGUGAAAGUAAAGGAUAUUUUACGAAUGGACGUAAGUUCAACAUGUAUAUAUCGAGAUUUUGUUUUGAAUUUCAUACUUACUAUUUGGUUUAUUUAAAUCAUUAAAUCAAUUUAUUGGACCAUGUCGAAGCCGUAGAGUGCGAACGGGACUCAAAGUCCCAUGCGAGGCACUCCUCCGUUACAAACUGUAAAGAUUUCUUAAAUAAUUACAAUAAUUGCUAUGAAAAAACAUACAUUGAGCACUAACUAAUUCUUAAAUCCGCACGCAAGUUACAAUAAUGGUGCUUGAUCGAAUAGGAGUACAGUACGUUUACACACAAACGAUCAGUCGGCCGGUUUUAGGUAUUGCCGCCGAAUGUUAAAAUGACAAAUAAAGUUAUAUCAGUUGACAACAUACCCUGGAUUCCAGAGCCUUCGACAGUAAAUAAUAAAUUGAAAUGUCGCGAAGGCUCUGGUUCAAGGGGGCGAUUCUUUGAUUAAGCCGCGCCAAUCACAAAACAGAAUUAGUGGUUUUAGUACAGAAUCUGUACUAAAACCACUAAUUCUGUUUUGUGAUUGGCGCGGCUUAAUCAAAAAAUCGCCCCAUUGAACCAGAGCCUUCGCGACAUUUCAAUUUAUUAUUUACUGUCGAAGGCUCUGGAAUCCAGGGUAUUGACAACACAGAGUAGACAGAUAUACAGAACUACAACUAAUACACCCACCUUCUUGUGCGCGUGCUCGGCGAGUUACUAGAUGCAUGCAUCCCAUUGGAUGGCGGCUCGCUUUAACCGAUAAUUGUUAUGCCAUUUCAGUGAUAUCAAACCAUAGCACCUCGUUUAUAUAUUUCUACAACGUCUGAUCCGAUUUAGAGGAAAGAACAUAUGGAUGUUUUAUGUGAAACUCUGUCUCAAUGUUAAUUUCUUGUAAACUAGUGUCUGCCCUCUAUCUUUAGGAGUCUAUAUAGUAAUUAGAUCCUUUUUUCACAAUUAAUUAUUACAGAUCCCAAAAUUAUAUUUUAUACUUUUCCUCAUAGCGUUGGUACCAGACAAACCGACAAAUCUCGCCGUCAGUAACAUCACAUCUAAAAGUGCUGAAAUAUCGUGGCUAGAUCCUAAAACUCAAGGGCGAUAUCGUGUUUCACGCUUUUGGAUUAAAUUGAGGAAAGAAAACGCUAUAAUCCUAAGCAUUCGAACAAGAAAAGUAAACGAAUAUGAAAUUGACAAUCUAAUUUCGUAUACCAGAUAUCAAAUAUCUGUAGCUGCUGGAAGUCGUCUUGGUUUUGGUACAGAAACUGUUAUUUCAUUCUUAACAUCAGAACAAGGUGAGUGUACAUAUAGGUGAGUGCACAUAUAGGGGUGUUACGAAGCAUCCGGUGUUUCACUGGGGGAGGGGGUUAGGGAGGGGGUUAGGUAGGGCAAAGCCCAGACAAACACGAUUUUGGGUGGUGGAGCUAGGGGAAUGUUCCCCCUCAAAAUGUUGACUCGAAGUUCUGUAGUUCUGGCAAAGAUUUGUUUUACCCAACAACUCACAAAACCUGUUUCAAAACAUACUAACUGGGGAUCAUGAAUAUUCAAUAUAUAACAUUAACCUUUAAUUUGCAUUUCAGGCAACAAAGAACAUUAGGCUUUCCCGCCUUAAUUUCUUUUGGGGAGCUUCGCUGACCCCAGUUUUACCUUCUGUCCCACCUCCCCAGCACGUAAGCAAUUUCUGAGGAAAAUAGGAGGGUCUGGGGGUCCUCUCCCAGGGAAAAGUUAUAUUUUUAUGCUCAAUGACAGCUUUUCUGGCAUUUUCUGGAGCAUCAACAAGGAAAACGAGUAAAUGAGAAGACUGUUUUAAGGUUAUAUUUUUGUUAGUUUGGUGAUUGCACAUUUGUGUUUUAAGAACUGUACGAAUGUAUUUAGAACUGCACAUUUUGUGUAGAACAGCCCGUUAUUAAAUAAACCCUGGUUAUACCCUGAUCGUACUGCGAAUAUUCGACAAGAAUAUAUAUUGCUAUAUUCCUUUGACAAAUCUCAUGUUACUGUGUUUUCGCUCGUUACUCUGGUUUAUGUAGAGAAAUGUCAUCUUCGAAAAAAUGUACAUUCGCUACGAAACGUUUUCUAACUAACUUUUAUCUACAAAAGUGAAAAAGUCACAAAUGUCUAUUUAAGAUACAUAAAAUCAGAGGCGUAGCCAGGAUUUUUGUUCAUGCAGGGGGGGGGCAGCAAAAACCUAGAAAGGGCCAGGCUUUACUUACAGUAUUUUGAUAGAAUGAAUUUUCUCAGGGGGGCCCCCGGCCCCCACCCUGGCUACGCCUUUGCGAUAAAAUUUAAAUAAAACUUUAAUGUUAUAUACACAUUUCAGCUCCAAGCGGUCCUCCAUUGAACAUCAAAACCACAUCAAGAAGUUCAUCAUCAUUGUUUUUCAUCUGGGAUCCUCCUGAGAAAAGUAAACAAAAUGGCGUCAUUACCAGUUACACAGCGUGUGUUUCACAUUCACAAAAUGGUCGCUGCUUUCAUACAUUUAUUACAAGUGAAACAGAGUGGUUUGUCGGGAAUUUGAAUGCGUCAACAAAAUAUUAUGUUUGUGUUCUUGCGAGUACUAAAGUUGGUCAUGGAAACUUCAGUAACAGUAAAAGAUAUUUUACAAAUGAAAGUAAGUAAACAUAUAUUUAAGAAGUAUUCUGUUCAGAAUUUUACUAAUGCAUAUACUUGAACCAUUUGGUGUAUUUUGUCCACCGUGACUUUUAUGCCGUUAAGUGUUUCUUAAAAUCAGUUUCCAUUUGGUCGAUACUGUCUAAUAAUUAAAGAAGAAAAUUGAUCACUUUGUUUAAUCAAUAUAUAUCUGAAAAUCGAAAACAAUUUCGUCCUAAUUUACACCAACUUAGUUCUAGCUUCGAUUAUCUCUGCUAGAACGAACUAUAAUCUCCCAAGUAAAUUGUACAUUUGAAGUAAUAUACAGAUUUAUAAAUCGUCUAUUCCUUCAUUAUAUAAUACGCGAACACCCAUUUGCAUUCAGCAGAGAAAAGACAAGAUACAUUCAAACUAUUUACUUGGCUGAAUCAGUAUACGUAUUGUAAAAACAAUUUUUUUAAAAAAACCUAAAUUAUAGUCUAAGACAACUAAAUUUGUUGAAUGUAUUUGUUAAUUAUUGUUUAAAAAAAUCCAUUUGCUUUUCAUUGUGGAAACAUUGUGACAACGCCAAAACAUUUCUGCAGUAUCGUUAAAAUUUGAACUGAAAACUUACACAGAACCCUAUACAGAUAAAAGGCAAUGAAUUUUUUAUUUUGAUUUAUACAUCCACACUUUCCUACAGAAGCAGUAGAGAAGGCCAUAGCAGAAACAUCAAGUACACUUACAUUUUCAAUAAAAGCUCCAACGACAACGUUUGUGUAAGUAUAUUUAACUUUCUGAUCGCAUUGGAACUAAAUACUCCGCUUUACCUAUGACAUACAGUAUUGUUCGGUUGUAAAGAAGGCAAAGUUUGAUUUAUAGAUAUUUCUACGUGGUGGCUCUAAAAUUAAGAGACGGCAUAGAGCCUGCUUCAUCUGACAGUUACGAGAACAAUGAGUUAGUGACGUAUGCUGAUGCAGAAAAGUCAACCAACCCAAAACCUUAUAUUGCUGCAGUAGUUACAUCCAGCGGCAUUGAUGGAAACACGUUUAUACUUGGUGAUGGCAGUAAUACAAAUGAUCCAGCUUCACAGAAACGUGGACAAACUACGAGUGAUUAUUUUAAUGGUCCGCUGGAGCCUACAAGCAGUUAUAGUAUUUUUCAAAGGAUAACUAUCAAUAAAAAGGUAUGGUAUUCGAAACACUAAACCAUCAGUUGAGCACACUGAUCCAAAAGUUGCGCCUGGAUUGGGCAUCUCUGUGCUGUCUAUAAACGAAGUCACUGUCUCUGUAUUGGUGUAACCACCACAAAUUUAAACUGGUAUUGUUGAUAUGUAUAGAAGACGACCAAAAAGGAACGCAAUUAAGUACCUCGCAUGAUUCAGUCAACAGACUAUGACGUUAUCUGUGUAAGUAAUAGGCAAUAAUUUAUUUAUCUUUUAACACAGAUGUGUUAAAAGAUAAAUAAAUUAUUGCCUUGUUUAUUAUAGGGUGAUUAUUGCUCCACAGACUGGAGUCCCGCUUCAGAAACAAGUAAAUAUUCAG
This is a messenger RNA of Paramuricea clavata, 4237 nucleotides long. Lineage: Eukaryota; Metazoa; Cnidaria; Anthozoa; Malacalcyonacea; Plexauridae. The record is from the annotation of a GenBank genome assembly.